Molecule: messenger RNA, 1442 nt
Organism: Camponotus floridanus (Florida carpenter ant)
Lineage: Eukaryota; Metazoa; Arthropoda; Insecta; Hymenoptera; Formicidae
Gene: B52
Product: serine-arginine protein 55
Exons: 12
Coding region: 174-1295 (373 amino acids)
Biological process (GO): mRNA splice site recognition; alternative mRNA splicing, via spliceosome
Cellular component (GO): nucleus; ribonucleoprotein complex; cytoplasm
Molecular function (GO): mRNA binding
Source: RefSeq, a predicted model, not a curated record
GCGUCUGGCGUCGAGGCGUUUCUGCGCGCCAUCGGGUAGACCCCGGUUUGUUUCGUCAUCGUUUCGAGCGUCCCUUCCCGCUCAGUACUUCCUCCAGCUUCACUGGUUUUGUGUCGUGCGGAGGAGUCGCACGUCAAUAAACGCUCGAGGUUAUCGCAAGCUAAACGUCCAGUAUGGUAGGGACAAGGGUCUAUGUCGGUGGGCUUCCAUACGGCACCAGGGAAAGAGACCUUGAGAGAUUUUUCAGAGGCUACGGUCGAUUCCGUGAUGUCCUCAUCAAGAAUGGUUAUGGCUUUGUUGAAUUCGAUGACUAUAGAGAUGCCGACGACGCCGUAUAUGAACUAAAUGGAAAGGAACUUUUAGGAGAAAGAAUUACUGUAGAGAGGGCCCGGGGGACACCUAGGGGUAGUGACCAGUGGCGCUAUGGUGACUCCCGUGGUGGUUAUGGGGACUCGAGGCGAUCUGCCCGAGACGAUAUGCGGCACGACAGAGAUAGUGUGAACAGAAACACGAGGACUGCAUCUAGCUACAAGCAAUCAUUGCCCAGAUACGGACCACCAACACGCACCGAGUAUCGUCUCACCGUGGAGAAUCUAUCAAGUCGUGUCAGUUGGCAGGAUUUAAAGGAUUACAUGAGACAAGCUGGAGAAGUGACAUAUGCUGAUGCUCAUAAACAACGUAGGAACGAGGGAGUUGUAGAAUUCGCUACGUAUUCCGACUUGAAGAAUGCUAUUGACAAAUUGGAUGACACAGAAUUAAAUGGCCGCCGAAUUAGACUCAUCGAAGAUAAACGACGUGGCCGCCGUUCAAGAUCGUCUAGUUCAAGAUCACGUUCGCGAUCUCGUUCCCGAUCCCGUCGUCGGUCGCGCUCCCGCUCAAGGUAUAAUCGUCGUUCUCGAUCCCGAUCAAGGAGCCGUCGCAGUUCUCGUAGCCAUAGCCGUCGUAGCAGCCGGUCCAAAUCUAGAGCACACUCUAAAUCCAAGUCCAAGUCUAAAUCCAAAUCCCCUGAGCACAGUCGCUCACGCUCAAAGUCCAAAUCAAGAGACCGCUCAAAGUCGAAAUCUAAGUCAAAGUCCAAAUCCAGAUCUCGUUCUAGGUCCAAGGCUGAGAGGUCAAAGUCCAGGUCGCAGUCCAAAUCCAAAGCCAAGUCUCCCUCAAAGGAUAGAUCGAGCCGCGAGCGUUCCAGAGGCGACAGAUCCAGAUCGCGAUCGGGCAGUAAACACAGCAAGAGCCGUAGCCGUUCUCGUUCGCCCAUGAACGGUGAUAAGUCACCGGAAAGCAAGAAAGCCGAUUAAACGAUAUAUUUUCAAUUAAACUAUCCUUUUCUUCUUUCUUUUUUUGUAUAUUGAAUCACAUUCGAAAAAAUCGCCAAUAUCCUAUAUUUUACAAUUUUCGAUUUAUUAAUUAUUAAUUGUAACAAUAAAGUUUCACGUAAAUCUGUA